UCUUUUCUGCCCAUGUCGCCACAUAAAACUAUCAGAUGGUUAGAGGAAGGACAUGGAGGCAGCCACUUAGCUCUUAGUCUUAUCAAGAAAGACGGAGAGAGAGAGAGGAUCUGGUCCAUUCAAGCUGGCCUGUGAAGAAGGAAACCCUACUACUUCUUCUUUCUUGUGUUCAGAGCACCAGAGAAGUGAACUUGCAGGGAGACUCUCGGCGCUCUUCAGAGAGAAAAAAAAAAAAAAAAACUCGGGAAAAAUUCUCAAAGACACAAAGACUCAGAAUACUGAAUUCCAGCGCAGAAUUUGGACAGGAUGCCUAGACCCGGGAGAAACACAUACAGCGACCAGAAACCGCCGUACUCCUACAUUUCCCUCACCGCUAUGGCUAUCCAGAGCUGUCCGGAGAAGAUGCUUCCACUUAGCGAGAUCUACAAGUUUAUCAUGGACCGCUUUCCUUACUAUCGGGAAAACACCCAGCGCUGGCAGAACUCCCUUCGCCACAACCUCUCGUUCAACGACUGCUUCAUCAAAAUCCCCCGGCGCCCGGAUCAGCCCGGAAAGGGCAGCUUCUGGGCUCUCCAUCCCAGCUGUGGCGACAUGUUCGAGAACGGAAGUUUCCUGCGACGCCCGCGCAAACGCUUCAAGGUGAUGACAUCAGAGCACCUGGCGCCCAGCAAGCCCUCGGACGCUGCCCACUACCUCCAGCAGCAAGCCAAGCUCCGGCUCAGCGCCCUGGGCACCCACCUCCCCCAGAUGUCCAGCUACAACCUGGGAGUGUCCCAGCCGUCCACGUUCAAACACCCGUUCGCCAUCGAGAACAUCAUCGCACGAGAGUAUAAAGUGCCGGGAGGGCUGGCGUUCUCCACCGGGUAUCCCCUCCACAACCAGCUGACCACAGCCUGGCCCCAUAUGUACAGCACUAGCGUGAUGGACAGCGCGGCGCCCAUCUCCAUGACCAGCAGCGAUUACAGUGCCUACGGUGUGCCCAUCAAGUCGCUUUGCCACGGCGGACAGACCUUACCGGCGAUCCCCGUCCCGAUCAAGCCCACUCCGGCGGCGUUGCCUCACCACAUCCACGCUUUCCUGUCGAACUCUCCCCAGUCGCUGAGCCCGACUUCCCCGCAGACAGCGACCAGCCAAAGCAGCCCCGCCACCCCGAGCGAGACCCUGACGGGCCCCGCGUCGCUGCAGUCGGUCGCGGUGCACUGACACCUGCGAACUGGGCCUCCCGGUAGACACCUGUACUCCAAAGUUGAAUUUUAAUCAUAGACCUUGAAAAAAAAAAAACACUGGCUAUACAAUCAAGGCAAGAGCUAUCUAUGUUGCAGUGAUGUUAAUUUAUGUGUAUGUUGUUCAGAUUUUAAGUGUUGCUUUCGAUGAGUCCAAUCAAACGGAUCGACACGGAUACCAUAUUGUAAAAUGAAGAGUUUUUACAUUUUAAAUAUCCAGAAUUUAUGUGUUCGUUCGAGUGGGUUGACUGCUGUCAAAUCCUGCUUCGUGUUUCAAUCGCACAUGGCAAGUGCUCGUCGUUUUACAGGUUAUCGCCUAUGAUAAUAAUUGUUAGAUAAUUUGAUCGUGCUGAAAUAGGCUGAAAAUGUGCGUAAGUUGGAAUGCUCACUAUUUUUUAUGUAGUUAGUAGUCAUGCUACUAACGUCCUAGACGACUAAACUUGUCUCAGUCUGCAAACCAAAUACUAUACUUGAUCUAAAACACACACACACACACACACAAGUACAGUAUGCUACAAUGGCAAACUUGAAAAAAAAAGUUAAAAUAGUUUUAAAAGAUAGGGUCUUCAAGUAAAUAUGUGAAUAAUUGCAAAUAAGUGAUAUUGAAUUGUGUCCAAUGCACUUUUUAGUUAGAUGUUUUACAUGAUAUUUUCCAGGAAAUGUUUUGUGAGCGUUUAAUUUAAAGCCGAGGUGACCAUGUGUAUUAAAUGCCGUAACAUUUGUACUUUUUGUUCAGAUAUAAAGCAUGCCUUUUCCAGACUUUGUGUUGUUUUGCUGCAAGCAUGCGUGCUUUUAAAAGAUGUGCAAAACGUCUGCAUUAAAUUAUAAACUUGGUCAUCAGAAUAUUUUUUCAUUAAAAUUGUGUAAACAUA
Molecule: messenger RNA, 2095 nt
Organism: Cyprinus carpio (common carp)
Lineage: Eukaryota; Metazoa; Chordata; Actinopteri; Cypriniformes; Cyprinidae
Product: forkhead box protein B1
Biological process (GO): anatomical structure morphogenesis; regulation of transcription by RNA polymerase II; cell differentiation
Molecular function (GO): DNA-binding transcription factor activity, RNA polymerase II-specific; RNA polymerase II cis-regulatory region sequence-specific DNA binding
Source: RefSeq, a predicted model, not a curated record